Molecule: messenger RNA, 2479 nt
Organism: Phycodurus eques (leafy seadragon)
Lineage: Eukaryota; Metazoa; Chordata; Actinopteri; Syngnathiformes; Syngnathidae
Gene: mfsd12b
Product: major facilitator superfamily domain containing 12b
Exons: 9
Coding region: 533-1912 (459 amino acids)
Biological process (GO): carbohydrate transport
Cellular component (GO): membrane
Molecular function (GO): symporter activity
Source: RefSeq, a predicted model, not a curated record
UAUGUAAUGUUUAUUUUGUUUUUGCUUUCGUAAGCAGCAGCUGUUUGUCUUCCUUGCUUUUCUCCACAAAGCACGGAAGGACUUUUGGUCACGAGUAAGCCACUCCUAAUCGUAGUUUGUUUAUUCAUCUUUGCAUUGCUUUGAGGCGUUUAAGAGUUCCUUGGUCUAGUAAUCAUUUGGUUAUCGAGGAGGAGGAUCGAAAGUUGACCCCGGCUCCUCCUCGCUGUAUGAUGGAGCACUGAAUGAAGUAGCGCUUUACCUUUUCAUUUUUUUUUUUUUUUUUUUAAUUUUUUUAUUUAAGGGUUUCAUCAAAAGUUACUUCGGAUUAGUUCAGCGUGUUGGGUAUCCACUUUGUCAUAAUCUUUCACGCUGAAUUAAUUAUAUCGCUUAAUGCAGCAGAUUUCGUGAACGCUUAGCAAGUUGGGCUGGGCGGUUUUUUGUUGUUGUUGUAACUAUUGUGCAUGUGUAAAUACGACAAGGACAGGUCUCUAAAUUGCAAAUAAAGACUCUUUAAUCAGCAGUCCGGGUCAUCAUGGAGCCGUGUGUCCCAGUCGAUAGCGAGAGGACCCUGUCAGUCUGCCGGCGCCUGUGUUACGCCGUCGGGCAUUUCCUCAAUGACUUGUGCGCCUCGAUGUGGUUCAGCUAUCUGCUGGUCUACCUGCACUCGGUCCUGGGCCUCCGGAGCACCUUUGCGGGCGUGCUGCUGCUCAUCGGCCAGCUCGCAGACGGAGUGUGCACUCCUCUCAUUGGGUACGAAUCCGACAGAUCUCCCGGCAGGAGGUACGGCAAGAGAAAAAGCUGGCAUUUGUUGGGAACCAUCUGUGUUAUCGCAUCUUUCCCCUUCAUUUUCAACCCCUGCCUGGCCUGCUCGGCAAGCACUCCCCAAUGGGCCAAGAUCAUCUACUUCGCCCCCUUCAUCAUCAUCUUCCAGUUUGGAUGGGCGGCAACUCAGAUCUCACACCUCUCCCUCAUUCCAGAGCUGGUGUCCAGUGAGAGCGGCAAGGUGGAGCUCACCGCGUACAGGUAUGCCUUCACUGUGGUGGCCAACAUCACAGUGUAUGCUGUGGCCUGGGUGCUUUUUCACUUCCUGUCUCAAGAGGACAUCACAGACAACCUGGGCCAGGCAGACAUUCCUCUGUUUAGGAUGCUGGCUCUCAUUGUACUGGGGGUUGGAGCAGUGUUCUCGCUCAUAUUCCACAUUGGCACAAAGGAGAAGUCAGGAGAGGAUCUGCUGCGCAGACCUUCGUCUGAUCAGGAAGCACUGUCGGUUCGAGUGUUGCAGUGGAAACACUGGCUUAAAGAGCCUUCUUUUUACCAGGUGGCCUUCGUCUACAUGUGCACUAGACUGAUAGUUAACCUAUCCCAGUCGUACAUCACUGUUUACAUCACCAACUCACUGUUGCUACCAAAGAACUUCAUUGCCAUCAUACCGCUUGUGAUGUAUGUCAGUGGUUUCGUUAGCUCGCUGGUCAUGAAGCCAAUCAGCAAGCUUGUAGGCAUCAGUAUGAUGUAUUUUGUCGGUCUGCUAUUGGUGAUCGGCUUUGCCAUCUGGGUGAUUUUUGACAAGAACAUGGGAGCUGAAAGUAUCUAUGGUGCGGCUGUGCUUCUGGGAGCUGGCUCAGCUAUCAUCCUGGUCAUGUCUCUCUCUAUGACCGCCAAACUCAUCGGCGAGCAAACACAAAGUGGGGCUUUUGUUUAUGGUUCAAUGAGCUUCACAGACAAGGUGGCCAAUGGCGUGGGUGUCAUUAUUAUCCAGAGCAUCAGACCGUGCAGCACAGAGACAUGCUGCCCAGCAUGUAUUUGGUUUUAUCGUGACGUCAUGGCAACAGUAACAGGAGGCGUGGCGUUGGCAGCAGUGGUUGGCCUGUUAACAAUUCUCAUCUGGCCACUCAAGACUAGAAAAAAUGAAUGAAGGAUUAUUAGCAUCAUUCCUAAAUUGUGCAUUGAGAUUGUGAAAAGGAAACAAAAUCCCAUUGAUGUUCAAUACUUUCACUGUAUGCGUGACAUCAUUAUGAAUGUCUUUUCAUACUUAAUGAUAUUUGUGCACAAUUCACUUUGUUUUGUUUAAAAAAAAAAAAAGAAAAUCUAUUUUUAAUACAUUAGGUCAAACCCCAAUGUAAUGGAUAGAUAUCAAACCUCAUUCUUUUUAUGUUAUGUUAUUUACUCACCAAUUUACUAAUGGCGACACUGUAACAUUAUAGAACUUAAUCCGUUAAGGACACAACACUAAAUACGUUGUCGUAAAGUACAGGAUGUUUUUUUUUUUUGCAUUACAUUUUUUAUGUUGCAGUGCAUUUUUCUUUCAUUAUAUUUAAUUAGCAUUUUUCCUGGUUGGCUGGAAGAAAGCACACGAUUCUAUUGCCUAAUGAGGUGUGUGUCAUCGAUUUUAAAUUAAGUCAAAUGAUGGUCCCUUGAUAAGGUCAACACAGAAACCAAAUGAAUAAGCCAAAAAUAAUUAAAAAAAAAAGGAAGUACAAUA